AUGGUCCCUACAGACGCUCCGACUUAUCCGACGACUUGCCUGCGCAGUUCCGGUUUGCGCAGGCAAGUCCUAUUUUCUUUACGUAAAUUGAGUUUCAUCGAACAUUACAAAAACUUUCCAUGUCUUUGGAAAGUGAAAUCCAAAGAAUAUAGUGAUAAACAUAAAAAAUCUGCGGCAUACGAUGUGUUGGUCAACAAAAUGCAGGAAGUAGAUCCAAACGCCACAAGAGAAAGUGUAGUAAAAAAAAUAAAUAACCUGCGCAGUGCAUACAGAAAGGAAGUGAAAAAGGUAAUAGCCAGUAAACGUAGCGGUACUGGUGAGGAUGAAUGCGGAAAACCAAAAGUAAGUAAUAAACUACAAAAUAUUAAAGAAGAUGAUCAAUUUGACUGCAUUGGAAAAACAGUUGCGGUAAAACUGCGAAUGUUACCAAAUGACCAAAGGAUUUUCGCAGAGAAAUUAAUAAAUGAUGUUUUAUUUGAGGCAGAAUUAAGUGCUUUAAAUAGAACGAGUAAAGUAGUUGCCAAUAAUAAUAAUCAAGAAAAUGUCGGUUAUCCUAGCAAUAACCAAAAUCAUAGAAAUGGCAACUGGGGCGAACACCAAAAUUACAACAACACAUUAGUUGGAUACAUCACAAAUUUUGAUACAGAAAAAUAUUAAUAAAGAACCUAACUUGUGUAAUGAUUUUGUAAUAUAUGAAAUAAUAUAUUCGUUACUUACCUUUAAA
Messenger RNA from Onthophagus taurus, 724 nucleotides. The record is from RefSeq and is a predicted model, not a curated record. NCBI's taxonomy places the organism in Eukaryota, Metazoa, Arthropoda, Insecta, Coleoptera, Scarabaeidae.